GAGUCAAAAAACAAGAAAUAUAUCUCCAAUAGCAAGAGUGUGCUCAAAAGUGAAAUUGAUGUCUUGGAAAAUAGAGACGUCAUUUUGCUAUAUGAAACUAAUGAGGAGUUAACUUAUCUUUCUCUCCUGCACAGAGAAGAUCACAACAAUGGGCAGGACUCAUCUGUAGAAUAUGAAGUCACAACUCCAUUGAAAAUUGGCCAAGUUUUUGAGCAUGUGCAGGACAUGUUUUCAGCUAAGUGGAAUCUCAUGAAGGAUCUGUCUGGUUCACCUGAUCAUACUACAACUAAAGAAAUGGAAUCUGCUACUACUGAAAGUAAGGGAAAGGCUAAGAUUGGAGAGAAACAAGAUUUUGGAAGUACUACGAACAAUAAAGUCGUGGCCCAAUAUGAAGUUGAAGCA
This is a messenger RNA of Striga asiatica, 402 nucleotides long. The record is from the annotation of a GenBank genome assembly. Lineage: Eukaryota; Viridiplantae; Streptophyta; Magnoliopsida; Lamiales; Orobanchaceae.